Molecule: messenger RNA, 270 nt
Organism: Parnassius mnemosyne (clouded apollo)
Lineage: Eukaryota; Metazoa; Arthropoda; Insecta; Lepidoptera; Papilionidae
Source: the annotation of a GenBank genome assembly
AUGGCUAUAUCUCGCUUAACUCGACUUGUUACUCAAUCUAAAAACAUAUCCAGAUAUGAACAAAUUAUCGUGCAAAAGAGGACAGCAACAACAACUCCAAGCGGUGCUAUCCUUCCAGAACCCGAGAAAACACCUUUUGGCCUUCUAGGUGUAGUUUGUGCUGUGGUACCUGGUUUACUAAUCGGAGCCGCGAUAAGUAAGAAUAUAGCAAACUUUUUGGAAGAGAACGAAUUGUUCGUCCCGUCGGACGAUGACGAUGAUGAUGACUAA